CUGUGAUAUCGACCCUUACCAACCAAACAGUUGUCACGUGACCUCUUGCAUGCGCGUGCGGCCACUGAGCAUGCGCAUAUGGCCACAGGACACGUUCGUAGUCGCUACAUCUCGUCGGUAUGACAGGUCUCAUAACCUCUGAUAGUCGUCAACUUUAACUGUUAAUAUCUCGCUUCGCGGGGCAGAGCGACACUUUUUUCUGCCAGAUUCGGUCGUUUUGUGCAAAAACGCGUCGAUUAAGCCUAAUUUCAUCGAUUUCUGUGCUGGGGUAGCUAAACUGAAGAAUUACCCUUUUUGGCCAUACUAAAAUCUUGUGUAAAGAGCGAUACUUGUUGCAUCGUGUGCGACGAUAAAGCGCAUGUGCUAGGCGUAUUGUGGAGGGCGAUGACAGGCCCGCUGUGUCUCCUCACGAUGUCCUCUCGAAUUCGGAAGCCUGGCCGAGUCUGCCCCCCGCCAGGAACGUAUCCUUCUCUGAGGCUGUGAAACACAGUAGUCCCUCCGAGGGAGAUCGAGCGUCUGGUGCCCGUCUCUCCCAGCGACUCGCUCGGGAGAGGUGAUGUUUCCUCGUCGCCAGUUCACUGACUCUAAUAGAUCAAAGAGACCUCAUGGUGUCCCUGAUAGGUCUUCUAAGGAGUAUUAUAAACAGUUUGACCUGCGCGCUGGUGAUAUUGGGAAAGAGAAACGGGGGCAUCCUUUUAUCGGCUGCUCGUAAUGGGGCCGCUUGAUCGCGAAUAGCGUCUUCUGAGGUGAUGGGUGAUGGGUUGCCCCCUGAAGACCCCGAGCGUCGUGAUGACUGUCAAUUAAUCAAGGAAGCACUAUCGGAUAUGCUUCAGUUAAUACAUAGAAUUCCUGAGGCACGUGAAAUUCUCCUAAACACCAUUACGAAUUAUCAUGUUCAGGACAGGAGUAAGUCAGUUACUGAAAGAUACAAUGAAGCAAGGGAAUUUAGUGAAAUCGACCUUGGUCGAGAAGUGUCAGGUGCUAGAAAUAACGAGAGGGUUACGUCUCUCCCCUCGCAGUAAUAUUCAAAUUACUGCUAUGGAACUGCCGAGGAUAUGAGCAGCAGGAAUAAGCUGUCGAAGCAUAUUAUGGAUUUCGACAUCAUCAUCUUCCAUCCAUCCUCAGUCCUAUUACUCGUGUCCGAGCGUGGUGACUUCUCUUCAUAUACAUGUGUUGCGCACGUGGAUUAUACACAUUGUAUACGGAACCUACAGUUUAACGCCGAUUUCGAACGGCACGCCGAUUUCGAACGGCAAUUUUUUAGAGAAGUUUUCGUGGCAAGACAUACUCUCGGUGGUUUGCCAUUGCCUUCCGAGAGGAGAACGAGCGAUUAAAAUUUUCUAGCUCUACCGGGAAUUGAACCCGGGACCUUUGUCUCAAUAGACCAGUGCGCUGUCUACUAGGCCACGCUCGCACGCAAAAUGUUGCGCUCGUCCGCGCGUUCGCUACACUCUCGCACAACACACUCACUCGCGAACGCGGCGCGCUAUCCCGUUUCCGGGAAUAGAAAUAACGAGAGGGUUAAAUACGUCUCUCCCCUCGCAGUAAUAUUCAAAUUACUGCUAUGGAACUGCCGCGGAUAUGAGCAGCAGGAAUAAGCUGUCGAAGCAUAUUAUGGAUUUCGACAUCAUCAUCUUAACUGAAGCUAAAUGCUCUGAUAAUAAUCAUGUAUAUUUUGCAGGUUUUAAAACAAUAUAUAGCAAAAAUCUUCUUGCUAGCGGUGGCGUCAUGAUUUCCGUAACUAUUUUGUAAACUUUUAUAGAUUUCAUAACAUGUCUGCAUUCUGAGCAACAUAUGAGCCCGCAUUUGUGUCUAUUCUUGCCAUCAUGUUUUUAAUAAACGUGAGUACAAUUAUGUACUCAGAAUGAACACUUGUUGCUAUCUGGGAUGUAACAAGAUACAGAGGAUGUACGACAGCGAGGUGUAUGUACGUUCGAUACCGCCAGCUCACGUAUAGGCUGUCUUUAUUAUCUCGGGUCUGAAAAAACUUCAUUCCUGUCAGGUCAAGUAUUGGCCGUGCUAGAAAGCAUGAGAUAUUCCAGGGCUCUUUCGAGGCCCACACGUACAGGCCUACGAUCGAUUUCUCCAUUGGGCUGGUUAGAAAAUCAAACAGCAAGUACUCUGACGAUUCGUUGAUUGGCAAUGUUCUGGCAAAAUAUGAACUGCUCUUCGGAGAUUAUCUACACUGAUGGAUCUUGUGAUCCUGCUUGUCGUGCUACGGGCGCGAGUUUGGUUUUGGAUAAUCAGGAAAUCGCAUAUAAAAUUAGCCUGCCCAGACAUUGCUCAUCUUUCACUGCUGAGGCUUUUGCCAUCAAGGCUGCCUUGGAACUCAUGAUUCUUCAACGUGAUUCUAGAGAUGGACAUAUCAUCAUUAUGUCUGACUGUAAAUCAGCCCUUUCGGCAAUUAGCAAUAACCUCUUAAACGUUCACAAGAAUCGAUGUGCUACAGAGGCUAGACACCUUAUUUUUGCACUUGAGGAAGAUCAUGAUAAGAGAGUUGUGUUGGUUUGGAUCCCGUCGCAUGUUGGUAUCGCUGGCAACGAGGCUGCAGAUGAGCUUGCCAAGAAGGCGGAAGGCCUUCGAGAGGAACCAGACUUUGAUAUCGAAGUCUCUGUUGGAGAUUUAAUGGCCCUCGCUAGAGAAGAGAUCUGGUUUACCACCCAGGCCUCUAUUAGACGGGACUCCGCCUAUAAGGGCUCCUUCUACUUCGACAAGUUUUAUGAUGAGACGGUUCGUAAGCCUUGGUUUAGUAAAAUCAAUGCCAAAAGAUAUUUUGUCACUCUCAUUAACAGGUUAAGAUCUAACCAUUAUAAUUUAGGAGUUUCCCUCCUAAGAAAUGUGGCUAUGUGGAUUCGGAGAGAUGUGAAUGUGGAUGCGAAUGCGAAGAUUUAAAUGUUUUGCUGCGAUGUAAUAAAUAUAAUGACCUGAGAUUCCAGAUGGAUAAAGAUCUCAGGAGCCGUGGGUUACCCUGAAAUUGAUUUGUAUGGUCUUAUUAAGGGAAGGAAUUGGAAUUUGAUUUAUAUUAUUUUCAAUUUUUUAAAAAAGAUUGGUAAAGUUAUUUAGGGUCCUAUGCGUGCACUGGUUGUUUUUAUUCCUUUUGGAAAGGCUUAAUCUGUUUGUGUCAGAUUACUUCAGGGUAGAAACACCUUACUCCUUCCUCACCCGAGGGAAAAUCUAAAAACCCCCUUUAACACGUACAGUAGACCACGCAUUGUUAUAUCAGAUAGAGGCACGGCUUUUACGUCCAACGAUUUUCAGGUCUUUUGUAAAGAGGACAUUCGCCACAUUUGUAUUGCGAUGGCCUCCCCGAAGGUGAAGGGGCAGGUAGAAUGUACCAAUAGAUUCAUAGGCCCUAUGAUAAGUAAGUUAAUAAAUAACGACGAGAAGGUAUACUACUGGUAUAAAGUUGUGGCAGAAGUAGAAUUUGCGAUAAAUAAAUUCGGAACAUAAAACGACAGGCGAAACGCCUAAUAGGCUUUUAUUCGGAGUAGACCAGGGAAAAUAGUCGAUAAAAUUCAGGAACAUCUAAAAAGUAUUGUAAAUAAUAACGAUCGUGAUCUAGUAAACUUAAGAAAUAGAGCGGCUAAGAAAAUAGAAAAAAAGAGUCAAAAGUACAAUAAAGAAUAUUUCGAUAAGAAAAGGAAAAUGGCACACACUUACAACUUAGGUGACUACGUUAUAAUCAAAAAUAUAUAGAUACUACUAAAGACGCGUCGAACAAACUUAUCCCUAAAUUUAAAGGGCCGUAUGAAGUAAUUCGAGUCCUGCGGAAUGAUAGAUAUAUAAUAAUAUAAGAGAUAUUAAAAAUCACCAAAUAACAAACAAACCGUAUCAGGGAACAUGGGAGGCGGCCAACAUGAAACCGUGGACGAUGUAACAGUUAAAGAUAAUUAGAUUUAAGUUAGAGUUAAGAGUUAAAAAGUUAGAGUUAAGAGUUAGAAUUAAGAAAAUUGUUAAACCAAAGGGAAAAUAUGUUUCUUUCUUAUAUUUGUGCCCAAGGGAUAGACGAAAUUACUUAUAGACAAGUUACUUAAAAAUUAUUUUUUUUUUUACAACACCGACUCCGGGUGUGGAGAUCAAGGGUCAGAAUUGGCCGAGUAUGAUAGUAGCUUAAGGCGUGAUAAUAGCUUGAAGAUACAGGGCUCAAUAGAUGGCCCCCGUUUAGGUUGGCAGUCAUGGUUACGACAAUGAGCGCGAACAGACGUGUGUCAAAAGCGCGGAACCGAAUAAAGAGCGUUUUUAAAGAGUGGCCCCCAAAUCGGACAUUUUUAGCCUAUUUUAGUGGCCCUCGAAAUUCGAGUCGAAAUGUAUGCCAAACGAUGCUACAUGAUGGGACAUUAAUCUAAAAAAAAAAAUUAAAGCUGAGCAUAGGCCUAGUUUUGGAGAUACGGAGAGUCAAAAUGGCCAAAUUCCCAAUACUAUCCAAGUACAGUAGAUACAAAAAAGGAUGUUAAAACUUCUUUGAUAAUAGUGGUAUUUUAAAUAGAAUUAGUCUGAAUAAUUCUCUGACCACCGUACUAAAAAUUCACCCCUUCCUCCCCUAUUAUUUAAUUUUUUAAAGAGGUAAAACUACCCUCAAAAGAAGUUUUCGCUGAAUUUCUGGAAAACGGAUAGAAACACGAACAAAUGUUUCGAAUGAAAGUUGUUUGUCUAAGAAUUAUGCACAAAAAGGUUUCUUUUAUUUUUUUUAUAGGACUCACUCUUUGGCCGGAAACCGCGCCUGAAGAAAGAUAAUUUUUAAAAAUAAAGAGAAUUUUCUCUUACUCCGUCUUCUUCUUUUUCUCUUGUUUAUUAUCUUUAACUUUGUACACAAAACAUCUAAUCACAAAGUAUAAAAAAUUACGAACGAACACGUUAUCAUUAUCUUCAUUGCACGAUGAGUUACACACAAUAUAUGUUUAAUUAUUUUAAGGCUUACUUCCCUCUCCCUCUCCCUCUCCCUCUCCUUCUUCCUCUCCC
Molecule: messenger RNA, 4959 nt
Organism: Temnothorax curvispinosus
Lineage: Eukaryota; Metazoa; Arthropoda; Insecta; Hymenoptera; Formicidae
Exons: 2
Coding region: 2143-2892 (249 amino acids)
Biological process (GO): DNA replication, removal of RNA primer
Molecular function (GO): nucleic acid binding; RNA-DNA hybrid ribonuclease activity
Source: RefSeq, a predicted model, not a curated record